UCCGCACUGGUUGCCACGGCAACCCCACGCUCUUGGCGGAGCCGGCGCGCGCCGCGGGGCUCAGCCACUACAGGAAGUGACGUAUUUCACCUGCCGUGCAAGGGUGGGGUGGGACGGGGGUGCGGAGGUGCAGCCGCCGCCAGCCAGUCGGGAGCGCGCAAGGCGCAGGGUGACUGAGACCCCGGGUGAGAGCCGCCUACCUUCAGUCACCGCCCACGGCCGGGCCGCCACCAUGGCGCUUCUGCUGCGAUUCGUCGUCUUGUGGGGAGUCGCGGAUUUCACCAGAAGUUUAAGUAUCACUACUCCUGAUCAGAUGAUUGAAAAGGCCAAAGGGGAAACUGCUUAUUUGCCCUGCAAAUUUACCCUUAGUCCAGAAGACCAGGGACCACUGGACAUCGAGUGGCUGUUAUCACCGGCUGAUAAUCAGAAGGUGGAUCAAGUGAUUAUUUUAUAUUCUGGAGACAAAAUUUAUGAUGACUACUAUCAAGAUCUGAAAGGACGAGUGCAUUUUACAAGUAAUGAUCUCAAAUCUGGCGAUGCAUCAAUAAAUGUAACAAAUUUACAGUUGUCAGAUAUUGGCACAUAUCAGUGCAAAGUGAAAAAAGCUCCUGGUGUUGGAAAUAAGAAGAUUCAGCUGACAGUUCUUGUUAAGCCUUCAGGUACAAGAUGUUAUGUUGAUGGAUCAGAAGAAAUUGGAAGUGACUUUAAACUAAAAUGUGAACCAAAAGAAGGUUCACUUCCAUUACAAUACCAAUGGCAAAAAUUGUCCAACUCACAGAAACUGCCCGCCUCAUUGUUAGCAGAAAUGACUUCACCUGUUAUAUCUGUAAAAAAUGCCACCACUGAGUACUCUGGGACAUACAGCUGUACGGUCACAAACAGAGUAGGCUCUGAUCAGUGCCUGCUGCGCCUGGAUGUCGUUCCUCCUUCAAACAGAGCUGGGACAAUUGCAGGAGCUGUUGUAGGGAUUUUGCUUGCUCUCGUGCUCAUUGGCUUUAUCGUCUUUUGCUGUCGUAAAAAGCGCAGAGAAGAAAAAUAUGAAAAGGAAGUUCAUCAUGAUAUCAGGGAAGACGUGCCUCCUCCAAAGAGCCGCACAUCCACUGCCAGAAGCUACAUCGGCAGCAAUCACUCAUCCCUGGGAUCCAUGUCUCCUUCCAACAUGGAAGGAUAUUCCAAGACUCAGUAUAACCAAGUACCAAGUGAAGACUUUGAACGCACUCCUCAGAGUCCGACUCUCCCACCUGCCAAGGUAGCGGCCCCUAAUCUAAGUAGGAUGGGAGCAGUGCCUGUGAUGAUUCCAGCACAGAGCAAGGAUGGGUCUAUAGUAUAGAGCCUCUGUGCUUUCAUCUAGGCUUUCCAUCUCUCUUUCCUUCUCUUCAGAUAGGGAAGCCAGUUCCGUUUUAAAUUCUGCUACCAGCCUCAAAAUAGAUCAAAAAGAAGUUAACUGGAAACUGAGAGUUAUACUUUAAAAAGUUUUGUUUGGGGAAAAAAAAAUAAUAAAAGUUAUGUUUGGUUAUUGAAAUAGUAAAGGCAUUGAAGUCACUAAAGACAUUCACCAUCUGAAAAAAAAUUUCCUUUAGGAGAUUGAUUUGAUAAGAUUUCUAAAUAUUAAUACUUAAAAUAUAGCACUUUGAAUAUGAAAUCAUAGGUGAAGAAAUUGGUGAACUUACAUGCACUCUGAGUUGAUACUUGAAUCAUCUGAAAGUGGUACUUACUUUUUUCUACCAUUAUUUUUAGAUUGCUUUUCUCAAUUUGUGAUCAGAUAGUUCCCUCCAAGUUGAUAAAGAAAUAUUCAUGGCAGAAAUAUUUAUGAUACACUUAUGUUUGUUCUUUUUAUAGCUUCUUAGAAAAGUCAUUUAAAUAUGAGUUUGAAAUCCUUCUAAUAACAUAGAAAACAGUACAGUAUUCUAGAAAUUGCUACUUUUACUUCAGAAUCAUUCAUAAACCUUGUCUAUGAAAUGAUUUCUUAACUAUUUAGUUGAUAGACUGCUAUAGGCAACAGGGACGCAGUAAGCUCUUUUAUAUGCUAAAAUAAUGGAGCAUCUCUCUGAUUUGUUUAGAAAAUUUGCUGUCAGCUACAUACAGCAAUGACACUAGUUAGGGGUGCAAUAGUGAGUAUGGGUUUUGUUGAGGAGUAAUCCGAAGGCCUUGAGGCCUAUGAUGGUCUUCAGAACAAUGACCAGCCAGAAACAGGAUGGAAUAUUUUGCAGUUCCAACUAAAUACUAGCCCUGGACAAGAUAUUUUUCUAACAAAAAUUAUGGCUCAUGUAUUAACAGUUUGAAAUUCCCUAAUUAUGGGUUCCAAAUUUAAAAGCAUUUUUUACCUGGUUGGUUCAGUGUGGUUGUUUUUGGUGGGGGCGUGGGGGGUGAACUUUGUGGUUGGUAUUGCAUAUUAUGUGUUCUAGAAACAUGUAAUCCUAAAUUUACCCACUUGAAUUUAGUCCCCGGAGGAUAUUUUCUUUCUAGACUCAGAAGAUGAAAUAAUUUUAAGCUAGUAAGUGUCCUCCAUCAGUUCUGUAUUUCAGACUUGGGAGGGUGCAUAGCUGCUCUUGUGUGGCCAACAUGUCUGUGUAGUUGCAGAAAAUGAAGGUGAGCUUUGAAAAGAAUGAGCCUUAGUUUUGUGAAAGUGAUUUAUUCUUAAUAAAAAGCAAGAAAUGAAAGGAAAAGGAGUAAAAGGUAUACUCUUAACUGCCAAAUGUGUUAAAUACUGUGGUAGUAGAAGAAAGUGAAUUUCUUGUAUUUCCCUUAAGAUUGUGAGGGAGUGUGGAUAUAGUCAAAUGAGCCAACAGUUUUCUUUUAUAGUAAAUAAGGUUUGCAAUAAAUAUUUCACUAGCUCUAAAACCUUUUCCCUAGAUUUUGGUAGGGAGUUGGUUUCUGUAGAUCUCUUUGGGUGCUGUGGUGGUAAAUGCUACAUUAUAAAUUAAUGUUGGUAUGAAUUUGAGAUUAGGCAGAAUACGGUGUAUACUUUAUAAUUAAUGGUGAACUUAAGCUGAAUGUCUGUGUAAUGGAUUAGUGUAUAGUUUUAUAUAUUUGGAAGCAUUUUUUUUAGGUAGGUUUUUAACCCUACAUAAUAUUGCUUUUAUACUUGUGUUAACAUUUUCAUCUGUGCCUUUGGGUAAUUUAAUUUUUAUUAUGAAUUUCUGGUGCCUAUGAGCUAGCUAUCACCUGAAAGGUGCUUAGAGGUGAAGGUACUGUUCCUAAAAAACACAUCACUGUGACACGUUUCUCUUUUCAUACUUUGAAUCUUGCCUCCUCUUCUCUAUUCUUUUUGGGUGCAGCUUAACUGUGUUAUUCAUAAAGAUUUUAAAACUUCAACACCCCCAACACUCUUUGUGUUUAUGGUUUUAUAACAGUAGCUAUUUUUGAAUGCCAGAUGUCUGGCCUGUUUUAUAUGACAAAACUUAUAAGAUAGUAUAAGAAUAAAUAACAUCACAAAGUUCAAUUAAUAAAAAAAAAAAAAAAUCUGGUCCUUCCUGUUACCAGUUUUCAUACAGUGUCAGUCAGUCUAAGUAGGAGUUACCAUAAUAGGUGGACAUGUAAGACUUUCUAGUGUAGGAUUUGGCUAUAAGUAAAGUCCAUACCACCUACAACCUGAGAAUGGAGCUUGUAAAAACAUCAGUUGCGUGACCUGAAAAUGAAAAGACUUGCCGGGUGUGAUUAAAUUUCAACGACAGAAUUCAGUUUGAGACUUAGUUCUCCAGCUGCUCUCAUUGUAAAUUUCAGUCUAAUCCAAAAGUCGGAUGGCACUGAUAACUUCCCAGAUAAUUCUCAGUGAUAAUUCAGUUGAACUAGAGAUCGGGUAUUUGUUCUUUACUAUUGGUAAUCACCAAGCAGUUCAGCCAAAAACUGUAAUUCGUGCGUUUCCAUCAGAAAGCCAGUGUCCGUCAAGAUGGGCACUGCAUCUGUGAAGACAAACAGGUUGAUUCUACUGUACCCUUGAAAGACUGGACACCAUCUUUUUCAGUUUCAUUUGAAUCAUUUGAAAAGAAACGAAAGUGUAGAGUAUGAGUUCUGUGCUUUAAAUAUGUAGUUUACUGGUUUUCUUUUUCUUUUUGGCAAUCUUAGCAGUAUUCCUGUUAGAGAACCCCCACAAUUUCUUACUGAAGACACUGACCAGUUAUUCCAGGCGAAUAACUUCCUUUAAAUUUGGGCUAUUUACCAUGGAGUUGUUACAAUGGAAACAGAGCCUGAGUAUGUCUGGGGGGGUUAAAUGAAGAAAUGCAGUUAGAUUAUGGAUAUGAAGAAAUAGUUGACUUUUGUUAAAAAUCAUUUUUAAGAUUGAGUUCUGGAAGUUUGGAGCAAGUGAAGGGGCAAGUAAACGUGAUUAAAUAUAAAAAGAACUUGCUGCAUGAAGUUGGAUAUCAAAUUCUAUAAUGUAUGACUUCUUAAAAUAACUGUUUUGUCUUUUUGUGUGCGUGUGGCAUGUAAAUUUGAAGUUCUAUGAAUGUUUAAAGUUUUUUUUUUCUAAUCUCUUCAAUUUCCACAGUGUUUAGGGCUGUCAGAUGCCUUAUUCCAGUGUGAACAGAAAAAAAAAAAUUUAUGUGGUUAAUGCUUUGAUGUAAGGAGUAGUUGUAGAAAAUGUUGGCACAAUUUUAACUUUUUAGUGGCUUGUGACAUUAUAUAUAUAUAUAUAUGUACAUAUAUCUUUAUAAUAGCCAUGUGUUUAGUAGUAUAAAUGUUCUGGGCAAGUUUUAAUAUUUCAAAUGCCUUUAGACUUGGAAUAGAGGCAACACAUUCUGCAGUUGGAUUUUUUAUUCAUUUGCCUGUUUUGACACUAAAAAAGGUCUAUAACUGAGCACAAAUUCUACAGUGUUACAGAAGCAGGGAAAAAUAAUAAAUUUGUGAAUUGUGGUUCUGUUUAACUUAUAGAUAUCAGCAAAUAUUUUGCUUCAUCUAAUCUCAUAUUAAAGUUACUAAAAUUAUUAUUUAAAAUUAUUUAAAAUCAAGUUUAAAAAAUACCUUAUUUUGUAAUUUUAAAAGUGUGAUGAUGUCCGUUGGAUUUGGCUUUGGUCACGAACACCAAAAGCUCCAAUCAGAGAACUCUGUUUUCUGCUAAUUUAUUCAAUGGGAAGUGUUAAGAGAACCACAAUUUAUUCACUUACUCUCAUUCCUAACUGUGAACUUUUGUGAUAAAUACACCUGUACUACUGAUAAAAAAUAUUUUGACACUUCACAUAUGCAAGUAGAGAAUUGAUAAGUGUCAGUUUCAAAAGUGAUUUUGUAUUUAAAGUUUCUGGCUUAAGUAUCCAAUGGUGCAGAUUUUGAAAUUUGUAAGAACAAAAUUUGUUUUUAAAAAAACAAAAACUUGCUCUAGUUUUGUGACCUUGUGUACUUUUGAAAUAAAAUGAAGAAAGCA
Leopardus geoffroyi (Geoffroy's cat) is the source of this 5356-nucleotide messenger RNA. RefSeq names its product CXADR Ig-like cell adhesion molecule (gene CXADR). Gene Ontology annotation, biological process: homotypic cell-cell adhesion. NCBI's taxonomy places the organism in Eukaryota, Metazoa, Chordata, Mammalia, Carnivora, Felidae. The record is from RefSeq and is a predicted model, not a curated record. The transcript has 7 exons. Bases 233 to 1330 code for a protein of 365 amino acids. Gene Ontology annotation, molecular function: cell adhesion molecule binding. Gene Ontology annotation, cellular component: bicellular tight junction; basolateral plasma membrane; intercalated disc.